AUGCCAACACAGGCUUUGAGGAUGCUUGGCCUGCUUGGAGUGCAAUGUAUAAGUGUUAGGACAUUCUUUCGACACCAGCAACUAUACACGAUCCCCACCAUCAUUGGAACGUGGAAGAACAAACAAGCACAAAUUCUGAACCAACUGAAGGCCAAAGAGGGAGGGCUUAUUCUUGCUGGCGACUGCAGAUCUGAUUCACCGGGGCAUUGUGCUAAAUUUGGAACAUACACCGUAAUUGAGGAGAGGAUAAACAAAGUUUUGGACCUUCAACUUGUUCAGAGCUCGGAAGUACCCAAUAGUAAUUGGUGUGAAUUGGAGGGACUAAAGCGGACCAUCAACCUUCUUUCUAAGGAGAAAAUUAGUGUCUCUACGCUUGUGACUGAUCGAAAUCGCCAGGUGGCCAAGUGGGUGCGUGAGAAGGGUUCACGUCCAGAAGGCACAAAACAUUUCUUCGAUAUUUGGCAUGUUAGUAAAGGUUUAAAGAAGGCUUUGGAUGCUGCCUCUAAAGAGCAACACUGUGAGGAUCUCGCCCUCUGGAAAGCUGCAGUUAUAAACCAUCUUUACUGGACUGCUGCAUCCACACCUGAUGGCAAUCCUGAAGUGUUGGAGGCAAAGUGGACUAGUUUGGUGAACCAUGUCCAGGACAUCCACACUCACAAGAGCCCCUGGUUUCCAGUCUGUGCUCAUCCUCCUCUGGAAGGAGAAACCAGAGAGAAGCAGUGGCUGGAACCAGGAUCCCUGGUAUCCAUAAAGCUGGAGAGCAUGGCGAUGCGGCCGAUGUUUGUUAAAGAUGUGCGACAACUGUCGCCCUCACAUCAGACCUAUUCACUUGAGGCGUUCCAUGCGCUCAUUCUCCACUUUGCACCGAAACACACUGGGUUCUCCUUCCUGGGCAUGUAUAGCAGGCUUCUUCUUGCUGCCCUUCACUUCAACCAUAACAGCAACAGAGAAGUUCUGCGAUCUGACGGUGAGGUCCGCCAUCAAGUACGGUACCCACGGUUUAUGAAGGGUACUGCAGUGGUCCGUCCAAUGAAGGAGACUCCGUCAUAUGAAUAUGCGUUUGAUCUUAUGGAGCAUCUGCAUCGAACCUACAGCAGCACUCCGGAGGAACUCACUGCCCUGUCCAGACUCUGUCCAGACUCUGUCCAGACCCUGUCCAGACCCUGUCCAGACUCACUGAUCUGUCCAGACUCUGUCCAGACUCACUGCUCUGUCCAGACUCACUGCCCUGUCCAGACUCUGUCCAGACUCUGUCCAGACUCUGUCCAGACUCUGUCCAGACUCACUGCCCUGUCCAGACUCUGUCCAGACUCUGUCCAGACUCUGUCCAGACUCUGUCCAGACUCACUGCCCUGUCCAGACUCUGUCCAGACUCACUGCUCUGUCCAGACUCUGUUCAGACUCUGUCCAGACUCUGUCCAGACUCACUGCCCUGUCCAGACUCACUGCCCUGUCCAGACUCACUGCUCUGUCCAGACCCUGUCCAGACUCUGUCCAGACUCACUGCUCUGUCCAGACUCUGUACAGACUCACUGCUCUGUCCAGACUCUGUACAGACUCACACCCUGUACAGACUCACUGCCCUGUCCAGACUCUGCCCAGACUCUGUCCAGACUCACUGAUCUGUCCAGACUCUGUCCAGACUCACUGCUCUGUCCAGACUCUGUCCAGACUCACUGCUCUGUCCAGACUCUGUCCAGACUCACUGCUCUGUCCAGACUCUGUCCAGACUCACUGCUCUGUCCAGACUCACUGCUCUGUCCAGACUCACUGAUCUGUCCAGACCCUGUCCAGACUCAUUGCUCUGUCCAGACUCUGUCCAGACUCACUGCUCUGUCCAGACUCACUGCCCUGUCCAGACUCACUGAUCUGUCCAGACCCUCUCCCAUCUUCUACCUGGGGGAGACGCAGUAUCAUGUGGAUGAGAGCGAUGGUUGGGUGGAGGUGCAGGUGUGGAGGACCGGGACAGACCUGACCAGCUCCGGCAGCGUCACGGUCCAGUCCCGCAAGACCAGCCCACUGUCCGCUCAGGGGGGGUGGCAGUCAGAGAUGCCACCCAAGUCUCAUAGCACCAGCCCCUCACUGACCCUCUGCAGGUGUUAUAGUUUUCAGUGUCUGAUGAUCCUGUGUCUGAUGAUCCUGUGUCUAAUGAUCCUGUGUCUGAUGAUCCUGUGUCUAAUGAUCCUGUGUCUAAUGAUCCUGUGUCUGAUGAUCCUGUGUCUGAUGAUCCUGUGUCUGAUGAUCCUGUGUCUGAUGAUCCUAUGUCUAAUGAUCCUGUGUCUGAUGAUCCUGUGUCUGAUGAUCCUGUGUCUGAUGAUCCUGUGUCUGAUGAUCCUGUGUCUAAUGAUCCUGUGUCUGAUGAUCCUGUGUCUGAUGAUCCUGUGUCUGAUGAUCCUGUGUCUGAUGAUCCUGUGUCUCUGUGGUUUUCAAGUAGAACUCUCUCAGUUCCUUUUGUUUGAGGCACUAUCAAAAACACAAAUGUUCCAAAGUUAA
Knipowitschia caucasica is the source of this 2493-nucleotide messenger RNA. Lineage: Eukaryota; Metazoa; Chordata; Actinopteri; Gobiiformes; Gobiidae. The record is from the annotation of a GenBank genome assembly.